This is a messenger RNA of Poecile atricapillus (Black-capped chickadee), 2176 nucleotides long. It is a transcript of the gene ARF1, whose product is annotated as ADP ribosylation factor 1. The record is from RefSeq and is a predicted model, not a curated record. Gene Ontology annotation, molecular function: GTPase activity; GTP binding. Gene Ontology annotation, cellular component: cytoplasm; plasma membrane. The transcript has 5 exons. Gene Ontology annotation, biological process: vesicle-mediated transport; intracellular protein transport. Bases 192 to 737 code for a protein of 181 amino acids. NCBI's taxonomy places the organism in Eukaryota, Metazoa, Chordata, Aves, Passeriformes, Paridae.
CUCGCUUCCCCGUGGUGCCUCGCGCGGGGCGGGCACUGACGUGGCCGCAUCGCGCCGCCAUCUUGUGCUCCAGGGCGGAUCGCGGCCGGGGCGAGCGGGCUCCGAGCGGGACCCUCCGAGCGCAGCCAGACCCACGGCCCGCGGCUCCCGACGACGCCGACUUUACUGGCCAGUGAGAACAUAUCUCAACCAUGGGAAAUAUUUUUGCUAACCUCUUCAAAGGCCUUUUUGGCAAAAAAGAAAUGCGUAUUCUAAUGGUUGGCCUGGAUGCUGCAGGAAAGACAACUAUUUUGUACAAACUUAAACUUGGUGAAAUAGUAACUACUAUCCCUACUAUAGGUUUCAAUGUGGAAACAGUAGAAUACAAGAACAUCAGCUUCACAGUGUGGGACGUGGGCGGUCAGGACAAGAUCAGACCGCUCUGGCGCCACUACUUCCAGAACACACAAGGUCUGAUUUUUGUGGUUGACAGCAAUGACAGAGAACGUGUGAAUGAGGCCAGAGAAGAGCUUAUGAGAAUGUUGGCAGAAGAUGAGCUCAGAGAUGCUGUUUUAUUAGUGUUUGCUAACAAACAGGACCUGCCGAACGCCAUGAAUGCAGCAGAAAUCACAGACAAACUUGGACUGCAUUCUCUUCGUCACAGGAACUGGUACAUCCAGGCAACCUGUGCCACUAGUGGAGACGGUCUCUAUGAAGGACUGGACUGGUUGUCCAAUCAGCUCCGAAACCAGAAAUGAAACCAUAAACCUUCCUCUUCCCUCUUUUUCCACCCCUCCCUCUUAUUUCCUCCUAUUCGCCCUUCGCUUUACUCUAAUGUGGCAAACUGUGCUACUUUGUGGUAUUGAGUGCCGGAAGCUGUUUUCAUUUCUUUUUGUCACAGUAUAUAUUGCAUCAUGCUGUAAAUGUGGCAAAUACAAGCCUGAAAACAGUUAGGUUUCUUAUUUAAUGUAAAUAGUUUUUGUUUCCAAUGAGGCAGUUUCUGGUACUCCUAUGCAAUAUUACUCAGCUUUUUUAUUGUAAAGAAUCAAGUCACUGUUUAGUACCUGGAAGGGAAUUAAGUGGGUUAAUAACGUAAGGGUUGCCAGUAGUCCUUGUGCAGUAGAGCUGGAUUCGAUCUUGGUUGGGUUGUGAGAUCUGUGAGAUCCAUUUUGGUGGUUGGUUUUUAACCUGAAUUCUGUAUUUUUUUAAAUAGACAAGGAAAAGUAAAAACACUUAAAACACACAAACGUUUGACAUCGCUUCUGCUGCUCCAGCUCUAAUGUGGUGACUCUUGAUUCUUUUGAAAGGGUGAAGCAAUGACUGACACCCAAUUAGCUUCAUCUGCUUAAUGAACAGAUCAUAAGUAGUAGAUCUCUGGCUCUUUGUGUAGCUCGUAGUCUGUGCUCAUCUUCGUUCACAACCGUUCAAAAGAUUUCCCGGGCCUGGUUUAGAUGAGCUUUGCAGACUCAUGCUAAACAUCUGACUUUUGGUUCAGGUGAGAUUUCUUGUUUCCAUUGAACUUGAAUCAUUUUCAGAAGUCAACAUUUUUAGCCUGUCAUAUUUGUCAAAAAGUGUUUUGUACUUUUCUUGUGCAUAAACCACUCCAGAAGGCAAAACCUUUCCACAGGAAGCACAGCCUGUCCUAGUCCUAAGCUCUAUAGGCAGAAAGUACUGUACUUAACGUAAGAAUUGCCAUGAAAAACACCAAACAUCUAUGUAUAGUGUCUAGGGAAAAAAAACAAAAAGCAUGAGAGUUUGGAGAGUCAUUCCACUCUACAAGUAUUCAAUCCCAUUUUGGAACAAUCCCAUAUCUGUAUAUGUGUGAAAACCCUUGGCAUCCCUCAUACUGCAAGGUUCAGAUUUGCCAUCAGAAAAAUAAAAAAAAGACCUCUUUACUUUUCUUUUGUAUUUUGAUAAACACUGAAGAAGCUGGAGCUGUUAAACUUUAACUCGAGGAACUAUCAGAACUGGUUUAUUUAGUGUUGUGGAAACCUUUAUUGCUUUCAAUACACAACUAGUAAUCAACUGUUUUGUAUACUUGUUUUCAGUUUUCAUUUCGACAAACAAGCACUGUAAUUAAAGCUAUUAGAAUAAAAUCUCUUAACUAUUUCAUGUUUUUUAUGCCUUGCUGUUCAUUCGAUCAUCUUGGCAGAAUCAUAAUUAAAUACUUGUUGAAUAAAAAGUUUCAUGAAACUUG